AUGUUGGUCCCGUCCCGCUACUACACCAACCCCAUCCUGCCUGGCUGGCACUCCGACCCAACCUGUGCCCACGUCCCGGAGCAGGACACCUUCUUCUGCGCCACCUCCACCUUUAUCGCCUACCCAGGACUCCCUGUCUAUGCCAGUAAGGAUCUACAGAACUGGAAGCUCGCCAGCAACGUCUUCAACCGCCCUACUCAGAUCCCCGAUCUUUGGAACACCACCGGUCAACAAGGCGGCAUCUACGCCCCGACCCUCCGCUACCGCAAUGGAACCUUCUACCUGAUUGUCUCCUAUCUCGGCCCCGAAACCAAAGGUCUGCUCUUCACAACCACGGACCCAUACACUGAUUCUGCAUGGAGCGAUCCCCUCGUCUUCGAUGUCCAAGGCAUCGACCCGGAUAUCUUCUGGGAUGACGACGGCACCGUCUAUGUCACUUCUGCGAAUAGCGGCGCAACAUCCGGGAACCACAUUGAGCAGUACUCACUUGAUCUCAACACGGGAGAAACCGGCCCGAUUCACUACCUCUGGAAUGGCACCGGCGGGGCCAGUCCGGAAGGCCCUCACAUGUUCCGCAAAGACGGAUACUAUUAUCUCAUGAUCGCCGAGGGAGGGACAGAACUCGGCCACUCGGAGAUGAUAGCCCGAUCGAGGAAUCGGACCGGGCCGUGGGAGCCCUAUCCCCAGAACCCGCUGUUGACGAACAGGAACACCACCCAGUAUUUCCAGACCGUUGGCCAUGCAGAUCUAUUUCAAGAUGGCAGUGGGAACUGGUGGGCUGUCGCUCUAAGUACCCGGUCUGGCCCAGCGUGGAAGAAUUAUCCCAUGGGUAGAGAGACCGUUCUGGCUCCGGCAGUCUGGGAUGAGGGUGAGUGGCCGGCUGUGCAUCCUGUUCGGGGAGAGAUGCGCGGGCCUCUGCCUCCAAGAAGCAGGAAUAUUUCGUUGGGCGAAGGGGACUGGAUAGACCAGCCCGACAUGGUCGAUUUCACCCCGGGCUCCUCAAUUCCAGAACACUUUGUGUACUGGCGGUAUCCGAAUCCCGAUGACUUUGCCAUCUCGCCGCAGGGCCAUCCAAACACCCUCGAACUGACCCCAUCGUUUCACAAUCUAACAGGAAAUGCAGCGUUCCAGCCAAAUGAUAGCUUGACACUGAUCAUGCGUCGACAGACAGACACACUGUUCACGUACGGCGUUGACAUAUCUUUCGAUCCCACGGUGAUUGAUGAAGAAGCCGGAGUAACAGUUUUCCUAACCCAGGAUCAGCACAUCGACCUGGGUAUCGUCCUGCUGUCAUCUGAUGACCUGGCAGUUAGAUUCCGAGUCCAAGGCCGUGGUAACUACAACGGUACUCUUCCUGGACGUACUGUCUCCGUCCCCAAGACAUGGCAAGGAGAGUCUAUUCGGCUGGAAAUUCAGGCUGUCAACGACACGACGUAUACCUUUGCGGCUGCACCAUUGAACAACCCGAGUCAGCGAAAUAUUAUCGGGUACGCAGAUACACGGAUUGUGAGUGGCGGUACUGGGCCAUUUACUGGCUCUCUUGUGGGUGCCUACGCGACGAAGAAUGGCGGUUCUGGCUCUACACCGGCUUAUGUCAGUCGGUGGAGAUAUCAAGGACACGGCCAGAAGAUUGACUAUGAUCUUAUAGUGCCGAGCUAUGAGGUUGCGGAGGGUGGAUGGGCUUUAUAG
This is a messenger RNA of Aspergillus sclerotioniger CBS 115572, 1689 nucleotides long. Its product is annotated as glycoside hydrolase family 43 protein. Gene Ontology annotation, molecular function: hydrolase activity, hydrolyzing O-glycosyl compounds. NCBI's taxonomy places the organism in Eukaryota, Fungi, Ascomycota, Eurotiomycetes, Eurotiales, Aspergillaceae. The transcript is spliced from 3 exons. The record is from RefSeq and is a predicted model, not a curated record. The coding region runs from base 1 to 1689 and encodes 562 amino acids. Gene Ontology annotation, biological process: carbohydrate metabolic process.